AACAUAUUUACAUCGGUUGAGAGGAGAAACGAUGUAAAUAUAUGAAAUUCUACAUCGGUUUUGCUUAUGACCGAUGUAGAAAUGACACCCUAAUAUUACCCUACGAAGGCACUUCUCAUUCACUCAUGAGCAACAUAAACCCAGCCGUCGCAAGCAACGACGAAGACCUCACCACGACGCAAUGGGAACCUCUCUUCUUCGCUCCCACGAUUGUCUUCAAGGCCACGACGCAAUGCCCCUCUAUUCAUCUUCCAUUAGAUCACAAAGAACCCCUAACCCUAGCCCCAAUCCUUCUCACGCUCGCCGGCGGAAGGCCUACGACGACGAUCGCUCCGGCAUGGUGGUGAAGGGCCCCGGCGCAAACCUCGUCAUGGGCCAAGUCAAGAUCCUCAAGAGAGGCGAGAAGUUAAGCCCCGGCGCGAACCUCACCCUGCGUAACCCUAACCUCCUCUUCUCGGUCCAUUACGAGAGCCUCCGCAUCGCGCUAUGGUUCGACCACCGUGCCAUCUCCUCUGCCCUCAUCGAGCCCUUUCAGUGA
Messenger RNA from Cajanus cajan (pigeon pea), 538 nucleotides. NCBI's taxonomy places the organism in Eukaryota, Viridiplantae, Streptophyta, Magnoliopsida, Fabales, Fabaceae. The record is from RefSeq and is a predicted model, not a curated record.